Messenger RNA from Oppiella nova, 651 nucleotides. Lineage: Eukaryota; Metazoa; Arthropoda; Arachnida; Sarcoptiformes; Oppiidae. The record is from the annotation of a GenBank genome assembly.
AUGCAAAACACGUGUCACAUGUGUGUCAAGUCAUACACCGGUUAUAAGGCCUAUCAGUGCUAUCAAUGGCACCAAUUUGGCACUCAUUUCGUGGACAUUGUGAGCUGUGGAGACGGUCUAUGGAUAUCUGCCGGUUUGGCACAUCCCGGACCACCUCUGGGCCCCCAAUUAGGACAGCGUGGCAUAAAUAUCGCACAGUUUUGCAAAGACUUCAAUGAGAGGACCAAACAUAUCAAACCUGGUGUUCCCCUGCCUUGCAAUAUAUCCAUCAAUGCGGACAGGAGCUACAAUCUGGUGAUCCGAGUGCCUCCGCUCACGUAUUUCAUCCGACAGGCGUCUGGCUGUGAGAGGGGAGCCAUGAAUACCAGGGACGAAACGGCCGGUUAUCUGACUGUCAAACACGUCUAUGAAAUCGCGAAAGUCAAGAGUGAGGACCCGAUGUAUGAUUGCGUUCCCCUCCACAAGAUCUGUGAAGACAUCAUCGAAGCGGCCAAGACUUGCGGCAUUAAAAUUGUCUACACUUUGGAUGCAAACGAAUACAAAGAGUUCUUAGAAGAGCGCAAACGAACAGUUGAGAGACAACUCAAAGAACUCGAAGAUAAACGACAGGCAAAGAUGUUGAGAACCGGUUGAGCGCCGGUACCUAUCAUG